Messenger RNA from Clupea harengus (Atlantic herring), 1998 nucleotides. RefSeq names its product dual specificity protein phosphatase 13A-like. Gene Ontology annotation, cellular component: cytoplasm. The record is from RefSeq and is a predicted model, not a curated record. Gene Ontology annotation, molecular function: protein tyrosine/serine/threonine phosphatase activity; MAP kinase phosphatase activity. Gene Ontology annotation, biological process: protein dephosphorylation; negative regulation of MAPK cascade. NCBI's taxonomy places the organism in Eukaryota, Metazoa, Chordata, Actinopteri, Clupeiformes, Clupeidae.
GUCGCAGUACUCGUUAGCGGAAUCACAACUAUAGGCCUAUGUCGCUUGCACAUCCAAAAGACACACUGUAGCGCUUUAAAUACCCCUGUGACAAGGCUAACUCUGAAUCAGUGUUGUAAAGGUUGUAAAAAUAACAUGUUUGUAGAUGUGCUGUGACAGCAACUUUUGGACUGUUAUCUAAAUUCAGACGCGGCUUAAAACAUAGCUCAGCUAUUCUGAGCCAUACAGUGACAGACAUACUUCUCGAAUGCACAGGGCAAGAGAUCAGGAUCAAAGCACCACAGUGACAUGCCAAUGACACCGCAGUGAUACAGUCAUUGCGCCCACAGCAGAGGUGACAAGUUCUGUCCACUGAGGGGACAGCUUGUGUCAUGUAUUUCACAGCUGUCAACUGCUCCUUCAAAGGUGGACUGGCGAGAGCUAGCGUCAGGCUCUAUUUAUCUAAAGGAUACAACGUUCUUAAUGCAGUCUUUGUGAAUCUUAAUAAGCAUUUACACGUUGGCAUCGAGUGACUGUCGCCGUUUGCUGGUUAGUCAUACUGGGUCUCCGGUGUUAUGCGAGCCACAGGCAGGGGACGCCUACUCCGUCAUCGCACCCUCUCAAUGAGAAAGAGUAUACACUGGGCGCAGCCGGAGGCACUAAAGUGGGUGAGCGUCUAGUGAGCGUAAAUAAACACCUGUUCGAAGCCGUCAGCCAGAGCUGGAAGACAUGACAGAGCCUGCCGUGACACAGUAAACAGAGAAACUUCAUUGAUUUGGCGGGCUAUUGGGCGCCAAAAUGGCAGCUCAGAAAGGCCACAAAAAGGAGUAUCUCACUGUGAAAGACCUGGAGAAAGUGCUGAAUUCUUGCAAGCUGGAUCUGCACAUGAUUGACGAAGUGUGGCCAAACUUGUACAUAGGAAAUGUAUCAGUUGCCCAAAACAGGACUGCCUUACAGAAAUUAGGAAUCACUCAUGUGUUAAAUGCUGCCCACACCAAACGGGGCAGCAUUGGAGACCAAAGAUUUUACGGCAACAACUUUGUGUAUUGUGGCAUUCCAGCAGAGGACUCCACUCACUUUGACUUGGACGUAUACUUUCAACCGGCUGCUGAGUUCAUUCAUAAAGCGUUAAAAACACCUGAAGCCAAGAUUCUGGUGCACUGCAUCAUGGGAUUGAGCCGGUCCUCCACCCUGGUGCUGGCGUACCUCAUGCUCUACCACCGCCUGCCGCUGUGCAGGGCCAUCCAGAAGGUCAUCAAGAAGAGGGCCAUCUACCCCAACAGGAACUUCUGGCUUUGCUCCUGGACCUGGACCUGCAGCUGAACAGGAAGCACAGAACCUGCUUGCUCCUGUGACGGCUGGCAGCAGAGAGAGCUGCCACUGGACAUCACAUUACAUUUGUGACCUUUAUGUUGGUACAGAAACACUUGGACUAGAAAGCAUUGAAGUUAUGGUGACACGUUGAAAAGUUGCUGGAGAUGGUUAGAGUGAUGCUAAUAAUUUUUAUUUUACUGUGAAAGGUUUCUGUUGUUGUUGUUGUUGUUGUCGUCAUUAUUUUCCUUAACAAAAGACAGAAAGAUUUACUACAAUGUGAAAGAGUUGCUACAUUGUGUGAUAUAAUCUUUGGCAGUGUUUCUGUGGCAUUGCAGUUGCAGUACAAGGAGUUGCGAAAGAUGUUCUGUGCUCAGGGAACGAACACAUCGACAGUCAUACAAAUUCAGUUAUGCAGUCAGAAUGCAAAAAUGUGUCUGGCUUCACACACACACACACACACACACACACACACACACACACACACACACACACACACAGACAAAAUGUGGUGAGGGUCAUGGUCAUGAUUUCCUAGUUUAUAAAAGCUUACUUAAGUUGUGCUGUAGGGUUAUUUUAUAUGUUUGCUGUCUACCAAUGUCCAUUGAGUCUCCAAAAUCACUGCUGUGACACUACCUAUGUAACCAAGAGGACCAAAGCCCAGUUCAAGAGACAGAAUCUGUAAUAAAUAUAGAUUGUCAACUACAA